CGCGUGGGCGUGUCCAGCCGAGCCCACUGCUGCUAGCUCAACUAGCGCGCCUCUGUUUUGAUUUCCGCGCUGUGUUGAUGCUUUCCUCCACGGUUUCCCGUCCGGAGGCAUCGCGGAAGGUUCGUGAAGCUCUGCUCUGAUGGACGUCCGGUGACGCGCCCCUCGCAGCGCAGCGCCCGUCAGCCUGUGUGAGCACGGUAAUCGGCGGUCCGGGGAAGUUUGGGCGGAAGCAUUAAUGUUGUCCUCAGGUGCAGUGACGUGAUGCUCAAAUAAUAUCAUGGUGCAUGUGCUAAAGACGUGGUAUUUGUCCAGAAGCAGUGUGUUUGUGUGACUCAUUAGUUUGUGAAUCUCCUGCAUGAAGAGCAGCACCAGAUGCUCCCGGUGUGUCAGACAGCGGAUCGAGGUGUGACAGUCACCCCUGAUCCAUCUCCAGAGACGCUCCCGCUCCCCGCGCCCCGAGCCCAGGCAGUGAGCGCCGGCCCGCGAGCGCACCGCAAGCACAGCGAAGCAGGCCACGGCGCGCAGCCGGAGCGCGGCAGCAUGGAGGUGGGCAUGCGCGUGGUGCGCGGCGUGGACUGGAAGUGGGGGAACCAGGAUGAAGGAGAGGGGCACGUGGGCACGGUGGUGGAGAUCGGCCGGCAGGGCAGCACCACCACACCCGACAAAACUGUGGUGGUGCAGUGGGACAGCGGCACUCGCACCAACUACCGCACCGGAUACCAGAGCGCCUACGACCUGCUGCUGUACGACAACGCACAGAUCGGUGUCCGACAUUCAAACAUCAUCUGUGACAGCUGUAAGAAGCACGGCAUCAUGGGAAUGCGCUGGAAGUGUAAGGUGUGUUUCGACUACGACCUGUGCACUCAGUGUUACAUGAACAACAAGCACGAGCUGACGCACGCCUUCGAGCGCUACGAGACGGCGCAUUCGCACCCAGUGAUCUUGACGCCGAGACAGAACCUGUCCAGAAUCAUCCUGAAGGUCACCAUCAACUCUGACACUUUGCUUCAUUUGAGUUUCAGCCGCUGUCACAUCGAACACCAUACUCCCAGAGAGUUUAACUGCCGCCCUGUGCUGCUUCUGUGUGUGUGUGUGUGUGUGUGUGUGUGUGUGUGUGCAGGAGGUGAGGGGAAGGUGGGGAAGGUGGUGGAUAUUCGUGGAUGGGAUCAGGAAUCGGGUCGUAGCGUGGCUAGCGUCACCUGGUCCAGCGGAACCACAAACGUCUACAGAAUGGGCCACAAGGGCAAGGUGGAUCUGAAGUACGUGUCUGAUGUGCAGGGAGGAUACUACUACAAGGAGCAUCUGCCCAGAUUAGGCGAGCACGCGGAGCUGCAGCGGCAGGACAGCGCAGACAGUCACUCGUUCCAGCAGGGUGAUAAGGUCAAGUGUCUGCUGGAGGUGGAGAUCCUCAGACAGAUGCAGGAGGGUCACGGCGGCUGGAACCCAAAAAUGGCGGAGUACAUCUCCAGAAUCGGCAGCGUGCACAGAAUAACGGACCGCGGGGACGUGCGCGUCCAGUACAGUAACAACAUCCGCUGGACCUUCCACCCCGGAGCGCUGACCAAGGUGAACUCGUUUGCCGUGGGUGAGCUGGUGAAGGUGCUGGACGACAUUGACAGUGUGAAGAGACUUCAGGUGGGACAUGGAGAGUGGACCGACAGCAUGGCUCCAGCUCUGGGUCAGGUUGGGAAGGUUCUGAAGGUGUAUGCAGACGGUGACCUGCGCGUGGCGUUCGGAGGUCAGACGUGGACCUUUAACCCCGCGUGUCUCUCUGCCCAGCGUGGAGAGGUCGACGCCAAUCUGAUGACCGCUGAGAACUCCAGCGAAUCAGGAAGUACGGUCAUCUCAGUCCUGGAGAAGCUGCUGUCUCAGUCCACGGAGCAGGAUCAUCCGGGCCGGCUGGUGAUCGAGGCGGCUCACGGGAACACUGUUAAAGUGUGUGAACUGGUGCAGAAAUACCCUGAGAAGGUGGAUAUUAAGAACCAGGGGAAGACGGCUCUGCAGGUGGCCGCUCAUCAGGGGCACGUGGAGGUGGUGAAGGCUCUUCUUCAGGCCAACAGCAGCAUCGAAGCUAAAGAUGAGGACGGAGACGCUGCACUGCACUACACAGCCUUCGGGAAUCAGGCAGAAAUCACACGCUUGCUGCUCAGUAAAGGAGCCAGUGUGAACCUGCUGAAUAACUCCAUGUGUACGGCGCUGCACAUCGCUGUCAAUAAAGGCUUCACGGAUGUGGUGAGAGUGCUGACGGAGCACACGGCAGACGUCAACCUGCAGGAUUCGUAUGGAGAUACACCCUUACAUGAUGCCGUUGCUAAAGACUUCAGGAGCAUCAUUGAAAUCCUGACUGUGGUGCCCAGCAUCGAUUUCACCCAGCAGAACAACCGCGGCUUCAACCUGCUGCACCACGCCGCUCUGAAGGGCAACAAACUAGCCACAGAGAUGAUCUUGGCUCGAGCGCGACAGCUGGCUGACGUUAAGAAGGAAGAUGGUUUCUCUGCUCUGCAUCUGGCCGCUUUGAACAACCACCGGGAUGUAGCUGAGAUUCUCCUCAAAGAGGGUCGUUGUGACAUCAACAUCCGCAACAAUCGCAAUCAGACGCCGCUGCAGCUGGCCGUGACUCAGGGUCACGUGGCCCUAGUGGCCCUGCUGGUGACGGAGGGGGCAGACGUCAACGCUGAGGAUGAGGAUGGAGACACGGCCAUGCACACGGCUCUCAGCCGCCAGCAGCUGGCCUCCGUCAUGAGCAGCGGCGAGGGCGAAGGAGCGGCGCUCUACAGCAGGUUGUGUAGCUCAGGGCUGAUGGGAAACACGGAGCUGAACGUAGGAGCUGCUAUCGCUUGCUUCUUGGCACAGGAAGGGGCCGAUAUCAGUUACGCCAACCAUAAAGGUAAAAGCCCACUGGACCUGGUUACAGACAGCAGCGUACAAACUCUCAUCCGGAGCUUCGCAGAGAAGCACAGACUUCAGGCCGUCACGUGUGGCACGGGCACCAGCAGCAGCAGCAGCAGUCUCAGGAGGGUACACACUACGCCCAACACCAUGACCAACCUGGCCAUGCCCAGCGUGACGGGCCCCAGCGAGUGCCUGAUCUGCUCCGAGCUCGCACUGCUGGUGCUGUUCUCUCCAUGUCAACACAGCGUCGCCUGCGAGGAAUGUGCUCACAGAAUGAAGAAGUGUAUCCGGUGCCAGGUGACAAUAACAAAGAAAAUCCGGCAAGACCAGACGGAGGUGGAGUGCAGCCCCAGCUCAGAGAACUCGGAGCAGCACAACCUGCUGGAGCAGCUGCAGUCGCGCUACAGACAGAUGGAGGAGCGCAUCACCUGCCCCAUCUGCAUCGACAACCACAUCAAGCUGGUGUUCCAGUGCGGACACGCCUCCUGCAUCGACUGCAGCGCCGCGCUCAAGACCUGCCCCAUCUGCCGGCAGACCAUCCGCGAGAGGAUCCAGCUGUUCGUCUGAUCCGCGGGGCUCUGAAGGGAAGACGCUCGGCUGUUUGUGCUUCAUCGUCUGUCCUGUCCUGAGCGUCAUCAUUUAGCCGUGCAGCAGGACCGGAGGAUGGGAUAGAUGGCCAACCAAUGACUGCCUUUGGUUUUGCUUGUCUGCGUGUGCAUCGCGUUGAACAUCAGCAGGGCUUUCAGCGAUUUAGGACCUGGUUUUGGAUCGGUCGGACAUCUGCUCGGAGCCCGGCUGAACAUCUGCAGCUACAGUAUUACCGAGAGAAGAGGAGUCUGUCAGACACCAGAGGAGCUAGAUUAUAAUGAAGCCUAACACAAAUGUGACCGAAAUCAAAGC
Molecule: messenger RNA, 3792 nt
Organism: Cyprinus carpio (common carp)
Lineage: Eukaryota; Metazoa; Chordata; Actinopteri; Cypriniformes; Cyprinidae
Product: E3 ubiquitin-protein ligase MIB2-like
Exons: 20
Coding region: 373-3459 (1028 amino acids)
Biological process (GO): protein ubiquitination
Cellular component (GO): cytoplasm
Molecular function (GO): protein binding; ubiquitin-protein transferase activity; zinc ion binding
Source: RefSeq, a predicted model, not a curated record